Pygocentrus nattereri (red-bellied piranha) is the source of this 2101-nucleotide messenger RNA. RefSeq lists its product as uncharacterized. The record is from RefSeq and is a predicted model, not a curated record. The coding region runs from base 65 to 2101 and encodes 678 amino acids. Lineage: Eukaryota; Metazoa; Chordata; Actinopteri; Characiformes; Serrasalmidae. The transcript has 2 exons.
UGAGAAAACUUCAUUCACACUGUCACUGAAGACUAUUCAGAUAUCAAGCAGAAGCGAAGAAAUAAUGGAUUCCCAAAUUGCACAGUUCACUAAAAGCCUCACCACAGCUGACCAGAUGAAAGAUCAAACCAAGCUUGUGAUGCAGCCUUAUGCUAAUUGGGAGCAGUACCUGACUCCUGCACCACUCUCCAUAGCCAUCCUGGGAGAGCUGGUCUUCAUCUCUUCCAAAACAGAUUUCUCCAUUAACAAAAACCCACCCAAAGACGGCUACAAGCACAUCAGAUACCCAGAUUCAUUUCGUGCCUGUCUAAUGCAAGUGUGUAACUCGGGCUGGUGGGCUUUCAAUGAGGCCCACAAGAACAUGGAUCAGAUUCGGCUCCACACCUUGGCUGUUCCAGACUACAUGAAGACUGCAGUGAAGAUUCUGUUCCAAGGUGAUGAUGAGGUUGUUAAAAACCUCCUUCCUGACCAACUGCAGAACAUUCAUAAUAUAGCAGAUGACUGUUUACUCCUGGCUAAUAAAACAGAAAAGCAGUUCACCAAUGUUAUCAAUAUUAUCCAAGAGCUGCUGGAAGCCUGUAUAAAUGCUGAACACUUUUAUGGGGAAGAGCUGGAAGAAAUCAAGAAGAAGCUGGAAGAGACCAAACUGAGAGAAGAGACAUCAAAAAAAGCCAAUGAACGUAUGGAGAAGGCAGUGAAGAUCAUGGAAAAGGAACUGAAGGAGGCACAAGAGAACUACUCUAAAGCACUGGACUCCCUGCCUAGUGGUUGGGAAAUGAUUGGUAUGGACUUGGUUGGGGGAAUAGCUGAAGGAUUCACCACUAUGCUGAAUGGAAUGACAAGUGUAGUGACCAAAACAUGUGGUCGUUAUCUUGAAAAUCCACAGAUGGACUGUGCUGGGGAUUUAGUUGAUGAAAUAAAAAUCUACAGCAAGUCCAACACAAUACUGACAUGCACACAGAAUAUUCUGCAGUAUGUGCAGGAGAACAAUAUUGAUUGGAAGAAAUUGUAUGACCAGAAGAAUAAAGCUACAAAAACAGAGCAUUUGAAAAAACAGCUCAAGGAAAUUAACACUAGCAUCAGAACAGUCCCAGAAUGUCAACCGAAAAGUCAGGUCUUAGAGUUAUGCGACGAGGCCAUAAACAUCUGCAAUGAACUGGCAAAAUAUGCACCAGAUGGGAGGCGCAAAGAAGCCAAAACAGAGGAGCUGAUCGAGAGGAUCAGAAAACUCACUGAAUCAGCCCGCAUUUUUGACUGCAAGAGCAAAGAUGCUACAAACACUCCUUCUCUGACUCCAACGCCACCCAUGAUGGCAAAGGAAGAAAGUAAAUCUGAGAAGCAGCGUCCUUCAGAACGAGCAAAUGAGAAUGCCAGGUUCCGCAUAGAGCAGAGUCAAGCCCAACUAAACAAGACCAGAGAACUCUAUGAGAAGAGUGUGGAGAGCAUGGAGAAAAACCAAAAGGAACUGACUGAUGUUCUGAUCACUAUGAGAAACUGUCAGGUCCAAGAGAUAGACUUUAAUACCACCAUACAAAUGCUGGUCAAAGGGAUGGAUGCCAUGGGGAGAGUGAAGGAGCAGUGGGAGAAGAUGGUGCGCUUCUUUCAGAUGGUGUCCAGCAUUGUGAAAACAAGCCUGAGCAGAACUCUCAAAGAUUUUGUGUCCACAUCUGAGAAGACUCAGUCACUUUCCUACAAUGCAAAGCUCUUCUCCAAAGAUCUGCUGUACAAACAAGCAUUUCAGGCCACUAACAUCGCCAGCCUCGUCCACAUGAUCUCAGCGACCUACACUGAAGUGUCUGAUAAGUAUCUCAUGGAUCGUGUCAGCUCACUUGGGAAACUUAUGGCCAUGGACAAGGAAAAACCAGAGUUUGAACAGGAGCGUCUGCAUUUACAGAACUCCUGUGAUGAAGCUCAAAAAGCCAUUUUACAACUUGUUCUCAAGAAUAAGGAAGAGUUUGAAAAGAAGACUGAUUCAAGACUGGAGAAGAUCAACAAAGAGUUGCUGGCCAUUCUUCCCUCUGCUGCUCCAGAACAGAUGAAGAGCAUCCAAGCAGCUGUCAAAAGUGGAUUCACAACGGAGGAGGAAGCAGAUUACUACUGA